Messenger RNA from Cyprinodon variegatus (sheepshead minnow), 1556 nucleotides. RefSeq names its product tRNA methyltransferase 11 homolog (gene trmt11). Gene Ontology annotation, biological process: methylation. Lineage: Eukaryota; Metazoa; Chordata; Actinopteri; Cyprinodontiformes; Cyprinodontidae. Gene Ontology annotation, molecular function: nucleic acid binding. The record is from RefSeq and is a predicted model, not a curated record. Bases 17 to 1414 code for a protein of 465 amino acids. The transcript is spliced from 13 exons. Gene Ontology annotation, cellular component: cytoplasm.
UGAAAGCGUACCCGUCAUGGCCGCGUCCAACAGAUCAUGCCUUCAGUAUCUAUUCCAUCUUGCUCACGAUAAUCUAGAAUUUAGAUUGCCGGAAAUUAAGGCUCUUCUUGCUCUCAGGUCAAAACCAUUCCAUCCUUGUGUAAACUUCAAAGAACAGUCUCCUUUCUGGUGCUUGGAAGGUUUGUCUGUGGAAGAUGUUUGCAGCGUUAUGGACAGAUCUGUUUGUGCAAAGUCUGCUUUUGAACUCUGGGGCCAUGGACAAUCACACAGUGAACUCAGGACAUCCCUGUUAAGCUACCCACAAGAGAAAAUGAGUCCGUACAUGCAGAAAGGCUCUUCAUACAAAAUAAAUGUCUACACAUUUAACAAAACCUUGCUGUUUGAAGAAAGAAUUAAAAAGAUUGAUGCCAUGGAUUACCUUCCAUUUCAAGGCACAGUGAACCUAAAGAACCCCCAGUUCACCUUCUGUUUGUUGGAGGAUUAUGGUACAGACCCCAACAAUAUCCCCGAGCUUCCAAACUACGUCUACUUUGGCAGAUUGAUAGCAGACGGUCAGCGGGAACUGAUUCGCUCCUACAGUGUGAAGAACAGACAUUUCAUCGGAAACACCAGCAUGGAUGCCGGCCUAUCAUUCAUUAUGGCCAACCAUGCUAUGGUCAAAGAGAACGACCUGGUUUUUGACCCAUUUGUAGGCACAGGCAGCUUGUUGGUAUCAUGUUCUCAUUUUGGAGCAUAUGUGUGUGGAACAGACAUUGACUACAACACCAUUCAUGGAAAAGGUCGCUCCAGUCGUAAAAACCAGAAGUGGCGAGGUCCGGAUGAGAACAUCAGAGCCAACCUGCGGCAGUACGGAACAGAGAGCAUGUAUGUGGACGUGAUGGUGUCUGAUGCAUCCAAGCCGGUGUGGAGGAAUGCUGCUCUGUUUGACGCCAUCAUUACAGACCCUCCAUAUGGCAUCCGAGAGUCAACGAGAAGAACUGGCUCCCAUAAGGACACAAUUAAAUCCCCCGAUGGCUCAUACCCAGAGUCCCACGUACCUGUCUCGCAGGCGUACCACCUGAGUGACAUCUUUACAGAUCUGUUAAACUUCUCUGCCCACCACCUCGUCUUGGGUGGGAGGCUUGUCUAUUGGUUGCCUGUAUACAGGCCAGAGUACUGCGAGGAGAUGGUUCCCCUUCAUCCUUGUCUUCGACUUAUCAGCAACUGCGAGCAGAUGCUUUCCAGCCACACAUCACGACGACUAAUCACCAUGGAAAAAAUCAAAGAGCCAGAGGAGCUGGACAGCCUGGCUCAUCUUUCAGACCCCCACUUCAGCGGCUACCAAAAACACAACGCCUUCAGAGAGAAGUAUUUUAGUGGACUAAACAAAAGGUCUGGCAAGGACGACACUAAAGCAGACGUCAGUGGAAAGUGAAGAAACAAAGGCCUUAAAAUAACAAGCCAUCUCUUUGAGUUUUCCAAAAGAAGUAGAAAAUGUUGUUUAAACUUUCGCUGCUGUUGAUCUUAAAGAUUUUCCUAUUGUUUGUACUACUUUGCUAAUAAAAGCAUAAAAACUU